AACCGCGGCAGCCGCAUCCGCCGCCGGUAACCACCGCAUUCUGAUUGUUGUUUCGUUUUCUCCAAUUUGAUCUUGUGUUGUUUCAUUUUCUUCAAAAUGACCGGAUUUCAAGAUGAACAACUCAGCCAAUUAAAGGAGAUAUUCGCAAGAUUCGACUUGGAUUCCGACGGUGGCCUCACUAUCCUAGAGCUGGCGGCGCUAUUGAGAUCGCUGGGGCUCAAGCCCUGCGGCGACGACCUCCACGUCCUCUUGGCCAACAUGGACAUCAACGGCAAUGGCUUCGUGGAAUUCGACGAACUAGUAAAUGCGAUGACCGAUUUGCCUGAAUUGAAGCAAGAGAUUUUGAGAAAUCAGGAGCAUCUCGCUGAGGCUUUCAGCUUGUUUGAUCGCGACGGUAAUGGCUACAUUACGGCCGCCGAACUCGCAGGCGCAAUGGCAAAAAUGGGACAGCCGUUGACGUACAAGGAGCUAACGGAGAUGAUCAGAGAGGCGGAUUGCGACGGUGAUGGUAUGAUUAACUUCGACGAAUUUGCCUCCGUGAUGACAAAAUCCGCCCCGGAGUAUCUGAGCAUUGCUCUAUCGUCAUGAUCCAAAACAAAAAUUCAAAAUUGAGGGUAAUUAAUUUCUAAUUAUAAUUAAUUCACUAAUUUUUAGAAUUGAUUUGGCAAGUUAUGGGAAUGUUGAAAUUUACCAAUGUUUUCUGUUUCGUUUUAUUCUGGAUUGAUUCAAUUUGGGAAAUUUGACGUAAUGUAAAGAGCAAUGUGUUCUUUUCUAUGUAAAUAACCUUUUCAAAAUGAA
Messenger RNA from Rubroshorea leprosula, 798 nucleotides. NCBI's taxonomy places the organism in Eukaryota, Viridiplantae, Streptophyta, Magnoliopsida, Malvales, Dipterocarpaceae. The record is from the annotation of a GenBank genome assembly.